AAUCAUUAUUAUUCAUUGUAUACCUCCGUCGUCGGAUGCAUUUUUAACAUUUUACUCUCGCGUCGAACGGUGAUUAAUAAUUAUAAUAACAGCGUUUACGUGACUCCGGAAUUCAACAAAUCAAGACGUAUCAUCGUACAUCGUCGAUAUUAUUUAUAGCAACAAUUUUUUUUCUGCUCCCGCCAACUAUGCCUCGACCCGCCGGCCAGUGGACGUCGUAGUAAAACGCACACGCACAACAUCCGAUCCCGCGCUGAGUGAGUAGUAUGUACAAUAUUAUGGCGGCUUGUGACCCGGGCACAACCGAACCCUACGAAAGCUGGGAAGCUCUGGACGAUCCGUCUGUUCUCAGCACUCAGAUAAAAAAAAUGCAACUGGCGUCCGCUACCAAAAAUGAAAACAAUAGCAAUGUUGUAAUAUUGCCCCCUGGCUUACAAUUGUCAUAUAACCAUCAACAGAUGACUAUCCCUCAACAGCCCACUGUUAAAAUACUCAAACGACCGCAGAAGGAUAAUGCUGCAAAUGAAAAUGCUGAUAAACCCAAAGUACAAGUUAAAUCUUUGGAACAAAGAAAACAAGAGUAUGCAGAAGCUAGAUUACGAAUAAUGGGUGAAGAACGUGAAGAAGAGUUGAAUGCUGACGAUGAAGGGGCCAGUUCUUCAGGUAGUAUGAAAUUUGAAGUGCUUCGACAGCCCAUAGUUCGUGUUGCUGUUGAAGAUAAUGUUAUUCGACAGCCUCGUGGCCCUGAUAAUACCAAAGGUUUUAAUCAUCGAAGCUAACCCUAACAGUUUAGAAAAUUUAAAUAAAAUAAUUUUUAAGUGCAGGAUUUUCAUAAUAAAACAACUAUAAUCUGAAUUGUACUUUUCUAAUGUCCAGUUGUAAAUAUUAAGAACACGAUAAUGAUAAUACCUCUGGAAUACACAAUAUCUGUAGCAAAAAUUAAAGAAACAAAAAAUAUCUAUAUAUUUCCCAGUGAUUCAUAUUUGAUAGUUAAAACACAUUUAACCUAUAACAAGAUCUAGUCAGACAAAAAUGCUUGAUACAUUAUAAUAUUUUCAUUAAAUAUUCAGUCAGAGGUAUUUUUCUAUGAUUGUAAAUUUAAAUGUACAUAAAAAGCUGUGUGCUCAAUUGAUGCACUCUAUUUUGUUGAUCAAUUAAAAUUAAGUAUUUUUAAAACAAACAUUCUUAACUACAUAAAUAAAAAUUUGUUUUGUAGUUAUUUCUGUAUUGCCAAUAUUAUUCAAUUCAACAAACUUAAAUAUGUAAUAACUAUAUUAUGUUGAACUUAUUCAAAUUUGUUUAAAUAAGGAUUCACCUAAGACGAUAUUGACAUUUUACAUCUUCUAAUUUCUAGUGACUGUUCUUUUUUUUUGAUCAUUGUUAAUUUUCGUUCAAGUUUUAAUAAAUUCAAUAUUACUGUUGUAAUUUAUCAAUUGUAAAUUAGUUUUUUGUUUCUUAAGUGAUGUAAAUGAAUAUGGUGAAGGUAUUAAGGUAUGUAUAGGACUGUAGGACUAUUACCUUUACAAUUUACUUAUUAGUAUAUGUAUAAAUAUUACAUAUACAUAUUUUUUUAAAUUAAUUUAAAAACGAGUGAUUAACAUGUAUAAUUUGAAUACUUUAUAACAUGGUUAAGAGAUUAUAUUAAACCUAUAGUUAUAUAAUUGCUGUGAACAUAUUUUUGUGUCUAUUUUUAUCAUAAUCCUACACAGAGUUUGACAAUAAAUUAGACCUGUUGAAUUUACA
Molecule: messenger RNA, 1743 nt
Organism: Myzus persicae (green peach aphid)
Lineage: Eukaryota; Metazoa; Arthropoda; Insecta; Hemiptera; Aphididae
Product: SUZ domain-containing protein 1-like
Exons: 5
Coding region: 267-779 (170 amino acids)
Source: RefSeq, a predicted model, not a curated record